AUGCAGUUACUCGACAAGGCAGUCGAUUUACGGGAUUCACAAAUCUUGAACAUGCAGUCUUACCACAAAAUGAUUUGGCGACGACGUUUGAUGGCAGUAGCUACCAUUGUUGCAUGGAUUGCGGUUGUUGUACUGGUCGCUGCAUUGGCAACACCUAACUGGGCCGUGUUAGACUUCAUGAACACUGAGUAUCAACACGUUCACGUACAACUAGGUGUUUGGGGUGAAUGGAGAACAGUGAAGAAUGCUACACAUAAAACUGUGGAAUGGAUCCCUCAUUUUCCCACGCCACCCGAGAAUGUCGCGCGACUGGCUGAUGCAGAUCUUAAACACUAUUACCGAGCCCAAGCAGCUAUUGGAAUGAUCGCUCUUUUUCUCCUUUUGUCUACAGAUACGUUGGCUCUUUACACCUUCUAUCAUCAUCGAUAUGUCUACAAACGUCUCGUAGCAUGCUUAUUUCUCCUCAUAGGUUAG
This is a messenger RNA of Angiostrongylus costaricensis, 474 nucleotides long. NCBI's taxonomy places the organism in Eukaryota, Metazoa, Nematoda, Chromadorea, Rhabditida, Metastrongylidae. The record is from the annotation of a GenBank genome assembly.